AUGGCCGACUAUACCGCCGCACAGACCAGACCAGACGAGUUCGCAGCGGCGAACAAAGCUUACUUCGACGAACAGGCACACCAUGAUCAUGGCCACGGACAGGAGCUAGGGCGCAGGAACGUCGCGGCGAUGCGCAAGACGUGGCCAGAACUCUUCGACGAAGACGAGACUGUGGCUAUGGACUAUGCUUGUGGCACAGGGAACGUAUCCCGGCAGCUCUGCCAAUACGUCAAGGCGGUCGUCGGCGUGGAUAUCAGCGAGGCCUCGGUCGACCGCUACAACGCACAAGCAGCGAACCAGGGACUGGAGCCCGAUGAGAUGCGGGCCGUGUGUGCUGAGCUGAAGGGGGAACCGGGCGAGCUUGACGGGCUCAAGUUCGACAUUGUCGUCUGUUGCGCGUCGUACCACCACUUCCCCUCGAUAGAGGAGACGACGCGGGUUCUGGCGUCUUUCCUCAAGCCCGGGGGCUCUCUACUCGUCGCGGAUAUCAAGGCGGAAGAGGACGGCCGCUUGUUAUUCUCCGAGGGCUAUCACCACAUCGUCCCACACAAACAUGGGCUGAGCGAGGAAGAGAUGCGGAACGCGUUUGAGGGUGCCGGACUGGCCAAGUUUGAGACGAGGGAGACGUUCAAGGCGAAGAUGCGAUCGACGGGCCAGGAUAUGCAAUGGUUCGUCGCGCGAGGGGUCAAGCAGGUUAGCUGA
Dichomitus squalens LYAD-421 SS1 is the source of this 702-nucleotide messenger RNA. Its product is annotated as S-adenosyl-L-methionine-dependent methyltransferase. Bases 1 to 702 code for a protein of 233 amino acids. The transcript has 3 exons. The record is from RefSeq and is a predicted model, not a curated record. Lineage: Eukaryota; Fungi; Basidiomycota; Agaricomycetes; Polyporales; Polyporaceae.